Cercocebus atys (sooty mangabey) is the source of this 6312-nucleotide messenger RNA. Its product is annotated as leucine-rich repeat-containing protein 37A3-like. Gene Ontology annotation, molecular function: protein binding. The record is from RefSeq and is a predicted model, not a curated record. NCBI's taxonomy places the organism in Eukaryota, Metazoa, Chordata, Mammalia, Primates, Cercopithecidae.
CACCCCACCCCACCCCACCCCACCCCACAACACCACAGCAGGCCGCUGGAGUCGCGGGACCACCUGGGUCUAUGGACCAAAUCCUUCCUCACUAAGGGGAGGGGAAGGGUGUUCCAGCCGGGCAGGGUGGGAAGGCUGCUUGGGCGGGAUUGUGACAUGAGUGCCCUGGUGACAUGGAACAGAUCUGUGGCAUAAAUAAAGGUGUCAUAAACACAGGGCGGGGCUCACGCUUAUAAGGGGCAGGAGCCUCUCAGGGCUGCCAGAAUGGCUCCCGCUCAGUGCGCGGCGCCAGCCUGUAUCAUGUCCCAGCUGCGUUUCUGGGGCCUAUGGCCCCUCCUCACGUGGCAACUAUUGUGUCUACUAGUCAAGGAGCUCAGCCUCUGGAGUGGGUCAAGGACCCGCUCCAGCUGACCUCUAACCCCCUGGGGCCGCCUGAGCCCCGGUCUUCCCGCUCCUCCCAUCUCCCAUGGGAAUCUCCCCAUGCGCCCACUCCCCCAGCAGACCCGGGGGACUUUGAUUACCUGGGGCCCUCUGCUUCCUCGCAGAUGUCAGCCCCACCCCGGGAAUCGACUGAAAAUUUGGUUCCAUUCCUGGACACGGAUUCAGCUGAAGAGCUGCCCCUGGGGCCAGAGCAGUUCUCCGCUGCACACCAGGAUUUAAAUGACAAGCCGACUCCGCAAGAAAGGCUCCCAGAGGUGGUCCCACUGCUGGACGGGGAUCAGAACCAGACCCUAGUUCAGCUUCCUCGCCUCAAAAGUAAGGUUCCAACUGCAGAUCUAGAUCGGGCUGCAAGUCAUCAGGCAGAUGAAAUACUUGUUCCGCUAGACAGUAAGAUUUCAAAACCAACCACAUUUAUUGUUUCGCCCAAGAACCUGAAGAAAAAUCUAGCCGAGCAUUGGAGCCUUGCUGAGAUUGUCGGAAUUCCACACCCAUUAUCCAAACCUCAGCGUGAGAAACAGACUUUGCAGGAUGAAUAUUCGAGUAUGGACACACUGUAUCCCGGCAGCCUGCCUCCAGAACUCCGGGUGAACUCAGAUGAGCCUCCAGGGCCCCCUGAGCGAGUUGGACUUUCUCAAUUCCAUCUAGAACCCGAAACUCAAAAUCCAGAGACCCUUGAAGACAUCCAGUCCUCCUCACUCCCGCAAGAAGCCCCAGCGCAGCUUCCACAGCUCCCUGAGGAGGAAGAACCUUCUUCCACCCAGCAGGAGGCCCCAGCUCUGCCUCCAGCAUCCUCUGUGGAGAGUCUAACUCCACCGAAUCGUGAGGUGACAGUUCAGCCUCCAGGUGAGGAUCAAGCUCAUUAUAACUUGCCCAACUUUACAGUUAAACCUGCAGAUGUGGAGGUUACCAUAACUUCAGAGCCUACCAAGGAGACAGAAUCUUCCCAAGCCCAGCAGGAGGCCCCAGUUCAGUUUCCCGAGGAGGCAGAACCUUCUGCAACCCAACAGGAGCCCCCAACUGAGCCUCCAGGUCCUCCUAGAGAGGCUGAAGUUUCCCCCAGUGAGCAGGAGCAGCCAGCUCAGCCUUUGGAGUCUUCUGGGGAGGUUGAGUCUUCUCAGACUCAGCAGGAGACCCCAGCUCAGCCUCCAGAAGAGAUGGAGCCAUCUGCAAUCCAACAGGAGGCCCCAACUGAGCCUCCAGGUCCUCCUAGAGAGGCUGAACUUUCCCCCAGUGAGCAGGAGCAGCCAGCUCAGCCUUCUGAGUCUUCUGGGGAGGUGGAGUCUUCUCCAGCCCAGCAGGAGGCCCCAGCUCAGCCUCCAGAACAUCAUGAAGUCACAGUUUCACCUCCUGGUCACCAUCAGACUCAGCAUUCAGAUUUGCCCAGUGUCUCUGUGAAGCCUCCAGAUGUGCAGCUCACCAUAGCAACAGAGCCUAGUGCAGAGGUGGGAACUUCUCCAGUUCUCCAGGAGGCUACAGCUCAGCUCUCAGGGCCAGGUAAUGAUGUAGAACCUCCCGCCAUCCAGCACGGGGGCCCACCUCUGCCUCCAGAGUCAUCGGAAGAGGCUGGACCUUCAGCAAUUCAACAGACUUCAGUUCAAUCUCCGGAACCUGUUAAUAGUGAGAACCCCUCUCCAACCCAGCAGGAGGCUGCAGCUGAGCAUCCACAGACCGCUGAGGAGGGUGAGUCUUCUCUAACCCAGCAGGAGGCCCCAGCUCAGACUCCAGAGCUCCCUAAUGUAGUUGUAGCUCAACCUCCAGAGCAUUCAAACCUGACUCAAGCCACAGUUCAACCUUUGGACCUGGGGCUUACCAUCACUCCAGAACCCAUUACGGAGGUUGGACAUUCUACACCUCUGAAGAUGACUUUCGUUCCUCCAAAGCAACUUAAGGUGACACUUCCACAUCCAGACCAGGUUCAGAUUCAGUAUUCAUACCUGACUCAAGCCACAGUUCAACCUUUGGACCUGGAGUUUACCAUCACUCCAGAAUCCACGACAGAGGUUGAACUUUCUGCAACCAUGCAGGAGACCCCAACUCAGCCUCCUAAGAAAGUUGUACCCCAACUUCGAGUGUAUCAAGAGGUAGCAAUUCCAACAGUAGGUCUGGAUGAAGCUCAGCAUCCAAUGUCACCCAGCGUCACAGUUCAACCUUUGGACCUGAGACUUACCAUCACUCCAGAACCCACUACGGAGGUUGUACCUUCUACAGCCCGGAAGAAGACUCUAGUUCCUCCAGAGCAUCCCAAGGUGACACUUCCACAUCCAGACCAGGUUCAGACUCAGUAUUCACACUUGACUCAAGCCACAGUUCCACCUUUGGAUCUGGGGUUUACCAGCACUCCAGAAUCCACGACAGAGGUUGAACCUUCUACAGCCCUGACGACUACAACUCCUCCUCCAGAACACCCUGAGGUGACACUUUCACCUUCAGGCAAAGGUCAGGCUCAGCAUUCACACCUGACUCAAGCCACAUUUCAACCUUUGGACCUGGGCCUUACCAUCACUUCAGAACCCACUACGGAAGUUGGACAUUCUACACCCCUGAAGCUGACUAUAGUUCCUUCAAAGCAUCCUAAGGUGACACUUCCACAUCCAGACCAGGUUCAGACUCAGCAUUCACACCUGACUCAAGCCACAGUUCAACCUUUGGACCUAGGGUUUACCAGCACUCCAGAAUCCACGACAGAGGUUGAACCCUCAACAGCCCUGACGACUACAGCUCCUCCUCCAGAACACCCUGAGGUGACACUUCCACCUUCAGACAAGGGUCAGGCUCAGCAUUCACACCUGACUCAAGUCACGGUUCAACCUCUGGCCCUGGAGCUUACCAUAACUACAGAACCUACUACAGAGGUUAAACCAUCUCCAACCACAGAGGAGACCUCAACUCAGCCUCCAGACCCAGGGCUUGCCGUAACUCCAGAGCCCACUACAGAGACUGGACAUUCUACAACCCUGGAGACGACUACAGCUGCUCAUCCAGACCAGGUUCAGACUCUGCAUCGAAAACUGACUGAAGUCACAGUUCCACAUACUGAACUAGAACCUACUCAAAAUUCAUUGGUGCAGCCUGAAAGUUACGCCCAAAAUAAGACUUUAACUGCACCAGAGGGACAGAAGGCCUCCACAAGCACCAACAUAUGUGAGCUCUGUACCUGCGGAGAUGAGACACUGUCAUGUAUUGAUCUCAGCCCAAAGCAGAGGCUCCGCCAAGUGCCUGUGCCAGAGCCCAACACCUACAAUGGCACCUUCACCAUCUUAAAUUUCCAAGGAAACUAUAUUUCGUACAUUGAUGGAAAUGUAUGGAAAGCAUACAUUUGGACCGAGAAACUAAUUCUCAAUGAAAAUUAUUUGACUGAAUUACAUAAGGAUUCAUUUGAAGGCCUGCUAUCCCUCCAGUAUUUAGAUUUAUCCUGCAAUAAAAUACAGUCUAUUGAAAGACAUACAUUUGAACCACUACCAUUUUUGCAGUUUAUAAAUCUUGGUUGCAAUUUACUCACAGAACUGAGCUUUGGAACAUUUCAGGCCUGGCACGGAAUGCAGUUUUUAUACAAGUUAAUUCUCAAUCGCAAUCCUCUGACAACUGUUGAAGAUCCGUAUCUCUUUAAAUUGCCAGCAUUAAAAUAUCUAGACAUGGGAAAAACGCAAGUUCCACUUACAACACUUAAGAACAUUCUCGCGAUGACUGUUGAACUGGAAAAACUGAUCUUACCUAGCCAUAUGGCCUGCUGCCUCUGCCAAUUUAAAAACAGCAUUGAGGCUGUCUGCAAGACAGUCAAGCUGCAUUGCAACAGUGCAUGUCUGACAAACACCAUACAUUGUCCUGAAGAAGCAUCCGUAGGCAAUCCAGAAGGAGCGUUCAUGAAGGUGUUACAGGCCCGGAAGAAGCACACGAGCACUGAGCUGACUAUUGAGCCGGAGGGGCCCUCAGACAGCAGUGACAUCAACUUGUCAGGCUUUGGGAGUGAGCAGCUAGACACCAAUGACGAGAAUGAAGUUAUCAGUGCACUAAGUUACAUCUUGCCGUAUUUCUCAGUGGUGAAUCUAGAUGUGAAAUCAAUGUUGUUACCGUUCAUUAAACAGCUUUCUUCAAAUGUGCAAGAUGGAGAUAGGCCCCUGGGUAUUUUGAAAAACAAUAUAAAGAGCCCCUCUCUUCAACCUGCAUCCGACAACCCGACUUAUGAAAUUUAUGAAAAUAAAUUGAGAAAGCUAUACUUGCUGGAAAAUAUGUUAGAUGCAGAAAUACAGGAAAAAAUCAAUGAAGUUAAAAGGGAAGAAAAAAGUGCCAUGCUUAUGCAGACCAGCCUUCUAGGUAACAAAUUUAAACGCCAAAUAUUUGAAAAGAAAUUAGAAACUGUCCAACCACAGGAAAACAGCCCGGCAAAGAUUCAAAGUGAAGGCAGCAACCUGCAGAGAGUGAACAGAGUCCUCACGGGCCCAAGGAGCAUCCAGAAAAGGCACUUCAAAGAGGUGGGAAAGCAGAGCACCAGGAGGGAAGAGGGUGCGCAGGCAUUUGUGGAGAGCGCUGCCCAAGAAAAAAGGCUCGGGAGCCCGGUCUCAAGGGAGCUGGAACAGCCUCACACAGAGCAGGGGCGUGAGAAGUUAGUGGGAAACACCGUCUACACCAAGCCUUCGUUCACCCAAGAGCUUAACGCAGCAGUCUCCUCUGUGCUGAAACCCUUCUCCAUGGGCGAGCCUUCUGCCUCCACCCCUGCAAAAGCCCUACCUCAGGUCAGAGACAGAUCGAAAGACUUAACCCACGCCAUUUUCAUUUUAGACAAAGGAAAGGCUAGAGUUAAAAGUAUGAAGGCUGCCAAACCAAUUGUAUAUUCCCGAAAAAAAUACCGCUAUCAUAAAACUCGCUCCCACGUGGCCCACAGAACACUCAAGGCCAAAAAGAGUCAAAAGUUCAGAAAGAAAAGUUACCUCGAUAGACUGAUGCUCGCAAACAGGCCGCCAUUCUCUGCAGUGAACAGCCUCAUAAAUUCCCCUUCACAAGGGGCUUUUUCAUUAGGAGACCCAAGUCCUCAGGAAAAUCCUUUUCUGGAAGGAUUUGCUCCUUCAGAACGUUUUACAGAAAACACUAAUGUAAAAGACACAACUGCAAGAAAUGCCUUUGAAGAAAACAUUUCUAUGGAAAACACUACUACGCCGGAAGGCACCAUCGCUGAAAACACAACCUACAAUCCUCCUCCUGAGGCAGAUUCCGCUGGGACUGCGUUCAACUUAGGGCCAACUGUUAAACGAACUAAUCAGACACAAUGGGAAUACAACAAUGUGGGCACUGACCUGUCCUCCGAGCCCAAAAGCUUCAAUUACCCGUUGCUCUCAUCCCCAGGUGAUCAGUUUGAAAAUCAGCUAAGCGAGCAGCUACGGUCCCUCAUCCCCAACAACAAUGUGAGAAAGCUCAUUUCUCAUCUUAUACGGACCUUGAAGACGGACUGCUCUGACACCCGUGUGCAAGUGACCUGUGCCAAGCUCAUCUCCAGGACAGGCCUCCUGAUGAAGCUUCUCAGUGAGCAACAGGAUGUAAAGGCAUCCAAGGCAGAAUGGGAUACAGAACAGUGGAAAACUGAGAACUAUAUCAAUGAGAGCACGGAAGCCCAGAGUGAACAGAAAGAGCAGAGGUUGAGUGAGCUCACAAAAGAAGUUCCAGGAUAUGGAUAUAACAACAAACUCAUCUUGGCAUUAUUUGUGACCGAAAUACUAACGACUUUGAUUAUAAUUUUCUGCCUCAUUCAGGUAAGCACAAUUAAUUCAGGUUUUCAGAAUGCAGUCCUGUCUUUGUGUGGAUUCAGAGCCCACAAACUCAAAACCAAAGCCGCUUUCCCACCUGCUGCUACUUGACAUUCUUCUUCAGUCGGUUAAGGCU